AUGGCACACAAUGGCGGCACCCUUCAUCGCGCGGUUGUUGACAUCUCAGACCUUCCCACUGACCCCGAGGCUCGCAAAGCCGCCCUCGAGAAGCUCGCAAAGAGUGUGCAGCAGUUCUCGAGCCUCGUCAAGUUCAUUGACGAGUCGGCAAUGAAGAAGCAGGAGCUACAGCGCCUUACCAAGCUGGAGGAGGCUUCAAAGACCGAGUGCCCUCAGAGACGUGAGUUGAUGAAGCUCUACGCCACUCCCUGGCCCAAGGGCUUUAUGCAGUUCCUCGUCAAGGCCCUUCUUCUGGGCGUGGUGGUUCAAGAGGCGUCGGCGGCUCUGCUUGGCUCCAGCUUUGGCCUGAUCAUCCUAACCAACUUCGUGGCUAUUGCGUUCUUCACUCAGGGCGCGUGCACUGCUGCAGCAAUGCUCGAUGCAAAGAGAGGUCUUGCAUUCAAUGACGGAGUGGACAUCAGUGGCUUCAGUCACUCUGCUAUGAUUACUUGGGGAUACAAUUGGUAUUCCGACACAUGGCAGGUGACAAACGAGAUUGAGUUCGGUCCAAUGCUUUGGGGAAUCAAGAUGGACCUUCCAGAUGUGUUCUCGCCCAAUGCCUGGAAAUGGGUCGACAGCGGUGACCAGCUCAGUGGUGUCAAGACCACUCACGUCCUCAGCUUCAACGAGCCCGAUCACCCUGCCCAGGCAAACAUGGACGUCGGAACCGCCAUCGCCUGGCACCAGUACUACUUUGAGCAGUUCAUCGGACGGGCUCUCAUCGGCUCCCCGGCCGUCACCAACGGAGGAUACGACUGGCUCAAUACGUUCCUCUACAACUGCGACCUCCACGAAGGCUGUCACGUGGACUUUGUUACCGUGCACUGGUACAACAAGGCCGCCUACGUCCAAGACUUCAAGAACUGGAUCGACCGAGUCUGCACCCUCGCGUAUCCUCGCAAGGUCUGGCUGACCGAGUUCCAGGGACUCGGCACCCAGGAGGAGAUGAUCUCCUUCCUCCGUGUCGUGCUGCCCUGGCUCGACGCCAACGACUGCGUAGAGAGAUACGCGUACUUUGGCGUGACGACCAACGACCACCACAUGCUGGUGGGCGCUGGCCCAGAGCUGAGCCAGAUCGGAGAGAUUUACGCCGGAUUCCGUAACUAG
Molecule: messenger RNA, 1146 nt
Organism: Pyricularia oryzae 70-15
Lineage: Eukaryota; Fungi; Ascomycota; Sordariomycetes; Magnaporthales; Pyriculariaceae
Exons: 4
Coding region: 1-1146 (381 amino acids)
Biological process (GO): fungal-type cell wall polysaccharide metabolic process
Cellular component (GO): fungal-type cell wall
Source: RefSeq, a predicted model, not a curated record